Molecule: messenger RNA, 6708 nt
Organism: Cuculus canorus (common cuckoo)
Lineage: Eukaryota; Metazoa; Chordata; Aves; Cuculiformes; Cuculidae
Gene: NUMA1
Product: nuclear mitotic apparatus protein 1
Exons: 27
Coding region: 299-6385 (2028 amino acids)
Biological process (GO): establishment of mitotic spindle orientation
Cellular component (GO): spindle pole; spindle microtubule; centrosome
Molecular function (GO): microtubule binding
Source: RefSeq, a predicted model, not a curated record
UCACCCUCAGCUUCCAUCGGCUUUUUCCCGCUGCCGGAUUUCCGCGUUGGGGCUCCUUUAACGCGCGCGGCCGCGACGCUGUGACGUUUGGUGGCCCAAAGCCAAGAAGGGAUCCGUCAUCCGACGGCCUUCGGAGAAACCCAACAACUUUUCCUUUACCUGAAAAGAGAAAAAGGCGGCGGAAGAGGAAGAGGAAGAGGAAGGAGGUGGAGGAAGUGAAUCCCACCGCUCCGUGGAAAACCAUUCCCACCCUACGCCCCCCUCCAGGUCUGGAGAGCGACCUGGAAGCCCCGGGACAAUGCCUCUCCACGGCCCGAGAGCCACCGCUCUCCUCGCUUGGGUGAACAGCACCAAAGUCUUUCCGGAUCCUCUCCAGGAGCUGACGCAGCUCCGGGACUGCGGAAUCUUCAUCCGGAUCAUCCACCAACUGCAUCGGAGUGAGGGGGUGGAGUUGAUCCUGGAGAAGUCGCUGCCGGAGAGGAUCUCCUUCAUCCGUGGAUUCCUCCAAAAACAGGGAAAGCACAGAUCGGCUGCGGAGAAUUUGGUGUCGGCACAGGAACUCUUGGAUGGAGAGGAAUUGGCGUUGGCCAAGGUGGCCGUGCUGCUCCUCUACCACACUUCCAUGAGUUCCCGAAGUCCUACGGAUUGGAACGCCUUUGACUAUGAGACGCAGGUGGAACUGGCGUCCAUCCUGAGGUUUGUGCUGGACAACGAGGAAAGUCUGGAUGAGAACUUGGAGAUGUUUCUGCAGAAGAAAGCGCCGCUGCCUUCAUCCGGCGGCAGCAGUUCCGAGGAACACUCUCCGCUCCUCUCCCACAAGCGGGAAGUGCGCUUCCUGGAGCUCCAGAGGAUCGCGUCCUCUUCCAACACCAACAAUAUUUUCACCGGAGCGCCGUCGUCGCCCAUGGGAGACGUCCUGCAGACGCCACAGUUCCAGCUCCGACGGAUGAAGAAGCAAUUGGCUGUGGAGAGGGAAAACCGGGAUGAGCUGGAGGUGGAGCUGGCGGAGAACCGCAAACUCCUCACGGAGAAGGAGGCUCAAAUCACUGUGAUGCAACAACGCAUCGACCGCUUAACGCUCCUCCGGGAAAAUCCAUCGGCGGAUCAGCCGGAAGCGAAGGAGAUGGAGGAGCUGAGGGAGAAGAACGAGAGCCUGACGCUCCGCUUGCACGACGCCCUCCGCCACUGCCAAGACCUGAAGACGGAGAAAGGUCAAAUGGACCGGAAAAUCAACCAACUCUCCGAGGAGAACGGAGAUCUUUCCUUCAAGUUGCGGGAGAUCGCGAGUCACAUGGUGCAGCUCCAAGAAGCCCUCAACGAGCUGUCGGAGGAGCACAACGCGGCCAUGGAGCAGUCGCAGGAGAAGCAGGGACAGUUGGAGAGGGAUCUGCACGAGGCCACCCAGGAGAAGAAAUGCUCCGAAGAGAAGAUCGAGAUCCUCCAGGGGAAGAUCUCUCUGCUGGAGGACCAACUGGAGAAGAUGAGGGACAACAGCGCCCAAGAGAAGGGAGAGGUCAUGGGGGACGUCCUGAAGCUGGAGGAGCUCCAACGGGACCUCUCCCGCCUCUCCUCCGAAGGCUCCGAGCUUCGCGCCGCCCUCCUCCGCUUGGAAGAGGAAAGAGACCGACGAGAAGCGGCGCUGAAAGCAGAACGCGACCUCUUCCAAGCGGAAAAGCAACACUCGGCCAACGUCAUCUCCAACCUCCAAACCACCCUCUCCGAGAGCCACCAAGCGCGCGAGCGGCUGGAAAGGGACCUACAGGAGAUCCGACAGCUCCAGACCAUCCCACCGCCGAGCCGGGAGCUCGAGGAGACCACCACGAGGCUGGAGAAGACCUCCAGGGAGAGGGAUUCUGCUCUCCAGGAGCUCCAACGCCUUCAGGAAGUCAACGCCACGUUGAGCAACCAAGCGGAGGCGCUGACGCGAGCGCACGACGCCAUCCGUACGGCUUCGGAGCAGGAAAAAGCCGAACUGAGCCGAAAGAUCGUUGAGUUGGAAGGGAAAAUCUUGGAAUUCGGAGCUUCCGAAGGGUUGAGAGCUCAACUCCGGGAACUUGAAGGUCGUUUGAAGGAGAACCAACAGCGAUUGGCCGAGAGGGAAAAGUUGGCGAAGGAAAACAGUCGCUUACAGGAACGGUUGCUUUUCCUGGAAGAAUCCCUACGGAAUACCGAAGGUAUUUUGGAGGAUGAGAAGAGACGAGCGGCCGAGAGUUUGGAAGUCAACGCGGCCAGGAUUGCCGAGCUGGAAGCGGAAAGGCAACAGUUGGCCAAGCGUCAAACGUUGGAAGAGGAAAAGCCGUUGGGAACCUCCUUCUCAUCCCGAGCCGACGACGGCGAACGCGAGCGCUUGGAAGAGGAGAUCCGAGCGCUGAGCCGCGAGCACGGAAGAGCCCGGCAGCUGCUGCGAGCCGAGCAGGAGAAGACAACCGCCUUGGAAGCCCACGUUGUGGAACACCAGGAGAAGUCGGUUGCCCUCCAAAGCGAUUUAUCCGUCGCCCGCGCGCGGCUCGAGGAGAAAGAAGAGGAAGAGCGGAAGCUGAAGGUGGAAAUCGCUUCCCUGCGGGAAAAAAUGAGCGUCGCCGAGCAAACGGCGGCGCAACGCGUGGCCGGCUUGGAGGUGGACGCUCGGAGAGCCACCGAAGCCCUGGAAGGGAUAUCCCAACAGCUUUCCCGGGAGAAGCUGAGAUCUCAAGAGUUGGAAGUCACCGUAGAGCGGUUGAGGAACGCGGAGAAGGAACUCAGCGCGGCGGUCGCCGCCGGUAACCAACGGCAACAGGAACGGGAAGCGGAGGUGAAGAAACUCUCCGAGGAGGUGACUUUGUUGGGUUCCAGACUGGAAGAAACGCUACGGGAACACCGUCGCCGUUCGGAACGGAGCGAGGAGGAAACGGAACGUUUGAAGCGGGAAUUGGAAGGAGUCAAAACCGAUUGCGGAGCCGAAAGAGCUCGAAAAGCCGAGUUGGAAACGCAGCUCCAAAAUUGCCUCAACGAGCAAAGGGUGGAGAGGGCGCUGCAUCGGGAAGAGCUGAGCCGAUGGCAGGAGGUGAUGGAGGAGAAGAAACGGGAGAUGGAGGAGCUCCGAAGGGUGAACGUCUCGCAGGGAGAGGAGUUGAGGGACCUCCGGAAGGCGGUGAGCGAGCUGGAAGGAGAACUCGCCUCGGCACGGGCGGCCAAGGUGGACAACGAGGUCUCCUGGAGAAAGGAGAUGGAAAGGAACGAGGCCACCUGCUCGAAGGAUGUGUCCUUCAAAGAUUCGGAGGAGAAGACCUCUUCCGGAGAGCGGGAAUCCACCUGGAGCGAAGGCGUUCCCCAAGAGAAGCUGACGGAGAGCCAAAGGCUUCGUUGGCGCGUGGAAGAGCUGGAGAAGAAGUGUGAGGAGCAACAAGAGGUUGUGGUCACCUUGGAGCGAGCGGCGAGGACAGAGCGAGCGGAGCUGGAAGCUUCCAAGAAGGAAGCGGCACAGCAGAAGGAAAGAACGUUGGAGCUGCAGAAGACGUUGGAGGCGUUGAGGUCGGCGCAAGAGCUUCACGAAGGUACCGUGGAAGCCCUUCGGAAGGAGCUGCAGGAGAAAGGGAGAGAGUUGGUUGAGAGUAAAAGCGCCGCGGCCGCCGCCGAGAAGGAAUUGGUGGCUUUGCGCUCCGUAGCGCAGGAGAAAAAGCGGAUGGAGGAAAGCUGGAAGGAGCAAAUAGCGCAGUGCGUCCAAGAGCUGGAGAGGAAGACCACGUUGAUGGGGAGUUUGGAGCACGAGGUGUCCAUCCUCCACCGUCAGGUGACGGAGAAAGAAGGCGAAAGCAAAGAGCUGAAGCGGUUGAUCAUCGGCGAAUCGGAGAAGAGCAAAAAAUUAGAGGAGCGGUUGAGGGUUCUCCAAACGGAAAUGGCCACCGCCGCGUCGCGAGCGGCCGAAAGGUGUUCCCUGAUGAAGGUGGAGGUGCAACGGUGCCAAGAAGAGAUGGAGAAACAGCGUUUGACCAUCGAAGCCCUCAAGAGGGACCGUCAGGGCCAAAGCGAACGGGAGGAGGAGCUGCGCCAGGAGGUGAAGGUCUCCCAGGAGAAGUACCUCCAGAAGGAGCAGCUCCUCAACGCUCUCCGUCAAGAACUCCUCAACGCCCAAACGCUCGCCGGCGAAUUACCGGCGUUGAAGAAGCUUUGCCACGAGCUUCAAGCGGAGCGGACGGCACUGGAGAAACGUCACCGCCAGGAAGCGGAGGAGCAAACGAGAGCUUUGGAGGUUCUUCAAGGGCAGUUGGAACGUCUCCAGGUGGAGACGGCGGAGGUGAGGUCUUUACGGGAGCGUUCGUCGGAACAGGAGCGGACGGUGCAGCGGUUGCAGGCGGAAGCGGCCGAACAGGCGUCGCGGUUGGCGGCGUUGCGUCAAAGCAACCUUCGGUUGUUGGAGGAGAAGCGAAGGUUGGAGGAGAAGAAGUUGGAAGUUGAGUUGAAGGAAAGCGAAGAGCGGCAUUCCGAGGAGAUGGAGAAGCUGAGGGCGGCGACCGAGGCAUUGGUGGCCACCAGCAGGCGAGAAGCGACGGAGAAGGUGGAGGAGAUGAGGAAGGAGUACGAAAGCGGCAAAACGGCGGCGUUGGAGGAGAAGAAGAAGAUGGUGGAGGAGAAGCAGAAGUUGACGGCUCAGGUGGAGCAACUGGAGACCUUCCGGAAAGACCACGUGAAGCAGGUGGAGGAGCUGCAGAAAGCGCUGACUCAGCACGAGAAGGACACCCGAACGCAACGGCAGAAGAUUCAGGCGCUGGAGGUGGAGCUGAAGGCCGAGGCCACGCGGCACCACCAGAAGGUGUCGGAGCUGCAGGCGCUGCUCCUCCAGAAGGAACAGACGGUCGAACACUACAGAGGACAGAUGGAAAAGGCCAAAACUCACUACGAAGCGAAGAAGCAGCAGAACGAGGAUCUGGUGGAGCAGCUGAAGGCGAUGGAGCAGCUGCAGAAGGACAACGAGGAGCUGCGGGUGGAGGCGCAGCGUUUGGCCAAAGAGCUGCAGCGCAGUGUCCUUCGCGCUGAGGAGGCCGAGAGGCGCUGCCCCCGACGCGGCGGCCCCCGACCAACCCCACCGGCUCAGAUGGACUUUGCAAAACUCCGAGAUCUCGCUGACUUCCAAGGAUUUACAGACCCAUCGGAAAACCGGGAUAUAUCCCACCGGAACGUCGGCGAACUCAGCUCCGACAGCCUUGAGCUCAGCCUCGAAGAAACAGAACCUCUCAACUCCACCAGGAAACCGCUCCGAUCGCAUUCGGAGACGUCGGCGGUUCCGUCGGGAACCAAAGAAACUCAACGGCUUCCACGGAAGGUGGAAUCCUUGGAGAGUCUUUGCUUUACUCCUAUUCCGAGUCGGAGCAGAUCCCGAUUGGAAAGCGGAGUCGGAAAAGAUCUUUCGGUGGAUUCCGGAUGUAAAACUCGUUCGGGACAACGCCGAACAACCAUCAAUAUCACUAUGAGCAAAACACAUCCCGAGACGGACGAUCCCGACAGCGCCAACUCCUCCUUCUCCAGCACCUCUCUGGCUCCGCCCCCUCGCGCCGCUCCCGCCAAGAGUCGCCUCCGCUCGGCCGCGUCCACUCACUUCCCUUCCCGGGAAUCCCUCGGAAAGAUGGAAACUUCUUCUCCGCAGGACAACUCCAACGAUUCCACUCUACGGCGUCUCCCCGGUUAUCGGCCGCUCACCCGCAGCUCCGUGCGGCGCCAACAUGGCGGCAGCGCCGGCGACGGUCGGAGCAGCAUCUUCAUGGCCUCCUGUCAGGAUGAACCGGAGCCGUUGGACGAUUGGAAUCGCAUCGCGGAGCUUCAACAACGCAACCGUUCGUGUCCACCUCACCUGAAGACCUGUUACCCUCUGGAGAUCCGGCCUUCCGACUCUUUGGGAACCAUCACGGAUGAGGAGAUGAAGACGGGUGAUCCGAAGGAGACGCUGCGUCGCGCCAGCGUUCAACCUUCCCAGAUCACCAUCGGAGUCACCACCACCACCACCACCACCCGGAGAAGGACCUCCGGAACCGCUUGCGUCGCCGGAGGUGUCACCACUCGGCAGCAACGGAAGCGUCUGUCGGAUGAGAGCCACCACGGCCCCGAGACGCCGGAGUCCAAGAAGCCGACCGCGUGCUUCCCGCGCCCCCAAACCCCCCGGAAUCGCGACGACCGCCGCCGUAGCCAACAGCCGACUCCCUCCAAUCCGGCGGAGAGGCGCCAAUCCUUGGCCUUCAGUAUCCUCAACACUCCGAAGCAAAUCGGGAGCAGUUUAUUGCGCCGAGCGGUCGCCCGGAAAAACCAAUCCAAGUCUUCUCCCCGAGUCGGAGCGCGACGGUCACCCCGCGGAGCCGCCGGAAAAUCCCCCCGCGGAAAGGUUGGACUCCGAGCGCACAAAGACACCAAGUUCUGAGGUGGCUCCAGCCCUGACGUUGGGUCCCUUCCUUGUCCCCUCCCCUCUUCCACCAUGAGCAGUAACCGCGUCCCCGAGGUCCCACGUCCCCACGAGGGGACACAGACAGAGCCACCAUCGCUGGGGACACAUCCCAAGGACCUCCCAACGACCCCUCUGGGCCACCAGGAACCCUCUGAGCAAUCUUGAGCUUCUCCUGAACAUCUCAGGAGGUCCCAACAUCACAGAGUGUCCUCCGAGGAGGGGACAAAGGGGACGAAGGGGACGGAGGUCCUCUUUUUAAAGCGUUUCUACUUGUAAAUAAAUUGUAUUUUUCUCCUGGU